AUGCCCACAUCUAAACCCGAGGACGUCUCUUAUCGCAUUUUAUUUGAUCAGGAGCAUGAGGAAGACGACAUUGAAGGCACCGCCUCGUCAACCACAAGAGCUGGCUCAAUAGAGUCCUUUGGGAAAUCAUUCCAGAUACCACAACAGCCACACAUGUCACCAUACAUCGAAACCAGACGAUCGAGCAGAGAGAAUAUAUUAUCGUGGAUUCGCUGGUCGCUUAUUCUCCUCCUACAACUUCUCAUCAUAGUCCUUUUGGUACGCCCGGUGCCAGAAAAGGGCGACAACUGCAUCCUGUCGGGCAAGGAAGGAUUUGUGGAAACUGGUGAUGAUAUCAAUGGACUGUAUAAAACUUUAUCUCAUACAUACACAUUCCUCAAACCGGAGGAAGACAAAUACGUCCCAAAUAUGACUUCCAACGACAACCGGAUGGAAGUUCGGAGAAACUGGGAUCUGUUAAUGCCACUGGGCAGUGGAAGUAUUCUGGUUCCGGAUUAUAAGGAACACCCUCUGCUUGGCGAUCCCAUAACCGACGAUCCCAUCAGAUCCGGACCUAUCUUUGAGGCCUCCUGGACACAUGCACUACAUUGUCUAUACUACGCAGUUGACAGUUAUCACCAACUCGUCGUCAACGGACCAAGCGAUUCGGACAACCCUUAUCACGCUGCUCACUGUUUCGAGUAUCUACGGAAUAACAUUCUUUGUAACCUCGACAUGACGCUUGAGGGAUCCAUGUCCACCCCAAGUGACAAGGAACGAGGACAGCCUCAUGUGUGCAGGAAUCGUGCCGAGGCCAUUGAAUGGAUUGAAAAGAGAAGAGCGGAUGAUUUACAAGAUAUUGUUGGUCCUUAG
This is a messenger RNA of Talaromyces marneffei, 852 nucleotides long. RefSeq lists its product as uncharacterized. Bases 1 to 852 code for a protein of 283 amino acids. The transcript has 4 exons. Gene Ontology annotation, biological process: mycotoxin biosynthetic process. The record is from RefSeq and is a predicted model, not a curated record. Lineage: Eukaryota; Fungi; Ascomycota; Eurotiomycetes; Eurotiales; Trichocomaceae.